This is a messenger RNA of Miscanthus lutarioriparius, 1164 nucleotides long. NCBI's taxonomy places the organism in Eukaryota, Viridiplantae, Streptophyta, Magnoliopsida, Poales, Poaceae. The record is from the annotation of a GenBank genome assembly.
AUGGCUGCGGCGGGGGCGGCGGGCACCACCGGGGCCGGCGAGGGGAAGAAGCGGGGCGCGUCGCGGAGCUGGAUCCUGCUCGACGCGGCCGGGGAGGAGCGGGUGCUGGACGCCGAUAAGUACGCCAUCAUGCACCGCGUCGACAUCAACGCGCGCGACCUCCGCAUCCUCGACCCGCUGCUCUCCUACCCCUCCACCAUCCUAGGGCGCGAGCGUGCCAUCGUCCUCAAUCUCGAGCACAUAAAGGCAAUCAUCACUUCCGACGAGGUUUUGCUUAGGGAUCCUUCUGAUGAGAAUGUAAUCCCUGUAGUAGAGGAGCUCCGGAGGCGGUUAGCUCCAUCAAAUGCCACUCAGCAUGAUGGAAAAGAGAACUUAAAUGGACAGCAUGAUGUGGAAGGGGCAGAAGAAGAUGAAUCUCCUUUUGAGUUCCGUGCAUUGGAGGUUACUCUGGAAGCAAUCUGCAGUUUCCUUGAUGCACGCACUACUGAGCUUGAGACCGAUGCUUACCCAGCUCUGGAUGAGUUGACAUCCAAGAUCAGCAGCCGCAACUUGGAUAGGGUACGAAAGUUGAAAAGCGGCAUGACAAGAUUGACCGCAAGGGUUCAGAAGGUGAGAGAUGAGCUUGAACAAUUAUUGGAUGAUGACGAUGACAUGGCUGAUCUUUACUUGUCUAGAAAGUUGGCUGGGGCAUCUUCCCCCGUCAGUGGUUCUGGUGGACCAAAUUGGUUCCCUGCAUCCCCAACUAUUGGUUCAAAAAUAUCAAGAGCAAGCAGAGCCAGUGCAGCUACUGUGCAUGGAAAUGAGAAUGACGUUGAAGAGCUAGAGAUGUUGCUAGAGGCAUAUUUCAUGCAAAUUGAUGGCACAUUAAACAAAUUGACAACGCUGAGAGAGUACAUCGAUGACACAGAAGAUUACAUCAAUAUCCAGCUUGAUAACCACCGUAAUCAGUUGAUUCAGCUAGAGUUAUUCUUGAGUUCUGGGACCGUCUGCCUGUCGCUGUACUCGUUAGUUGCUGGAGUCUUUGGUAUGAAUAUUCCGUAUACCUGGAAUGACGGCCAUGGAUACAUCUUCAAAUGGGUGGUUCUUGUAUCAGGGCUUUUUUGUGCCUUUAUGUUUGUCUCCAUUGUUGCGUAUGCGAGACACAAGGGUCUCGUCGGAUCCUGA